This is a messenger RNA of Trematomus bernacchii (emerald rockcod), 3246 nucleotides long. RefSeq names its product ETS-related transcription factor Elf-1-like. The coding region runs from base 1 to 1290 and encodes 429 amino acids. Gene Ontology annotation, molecular function: sequence-specific DNA binding; DNA-binding transcription factor activity, RNA polymerase II-specific. Gene Ontology annotation, cellular component: nucleus. The record is from RefSeq and is a predicted model, not a curated record. Gene Ontology annotation, biological process: regulation of transcription by RNA polymerase II; cell differentiation. NCBI's taxonomy places the organism in Eukaryota, Metazoa, Chordata, Actinopteri, Perciformes, Nototheniidae. The transcript has 7 exons.
AUGCUACAGCAGUCGGAGCUCAUCUUUGACUUUGCUAGUGACCAUGUUAACAUGUCACAGUUGGGGCCUUACUCGGAUUACCCUGCGGUGAUUGUGGAGCAGCUUCCCCAUCCACACCUGCUCUCAUAUGGAGGGCUAGCGUGUGAACAGUCACAGCAUCACCAGCAGCUGUUCAAAGUGGAGCAAUAUGAAAGUGGAGAGGAAGAAACCAUGGAGACACUUGUUGCUGCUGACUUGCUUCUUAACAUGGACUGCCCUGACACCUUGUCACUUGAACACUACUCCCAGACCUUCCUACCGUCACUGGGUGAUGUCAUCACAACUCCUGUUACCCAGGUGACCGUCUCAGCAGAGGGGAUUGUGGGAGCUAUUGACCAGCAGCAAUGGCACUCGCUGCACACCAAGAAGCCUGUGUCACAGCUGCAGUCAAAAAAGAGAGCGAGAAAACCUCGACAUAGAAGGGCAGAGUCUCCAACACCGGAUAUUGUAGUGAAGAAGGACAAAUACAACAAAGGAGGAAACACACUGUACCUGUGGCAGUUCCUGAUGGAGUUGCUCCAGGACCGACAGGUCUGCCCCCGCUAUAUUAAGUGGACUAAUCCCCAGGCGGGCAUCUUCAAGUUAGUCAACUCAAAAGCGGUGGCCAGACUCUGGGGCAAACACAAGAACAAGCCAGAUAUGAAUUAUGAGACGAUGGGCAGAGCUCUUAGGUACUACUACCAGAGAGGCAUACUGAAUAAAGUUGAAGGCCAGCGUCUGGUGUACCAGUUCACCUCUCUGCCCAAUCAUAUGAUCUACAUCACCGAUGGAGAUGGCAUCAAAGAAGAAGAAGAAGACGAAGACAUUAAUGAGGGUGUGAGCGAUGACUCAGAUGACAGCACCGUGCCUUCUAGCGACCAAUCGGUGGAGGAUGAGGAAGAUUCUUCCCCACCGCAGAAGAAAACUUCGAGCUAUGUCCGACCCCCGGCUCCUCAGCGGACCAGGACGGCUCCCCGGUCCUCAGCACUGCGAGACGGUGUCACGCGUUCUGCCACCAACAGCAUGAUCCAGGAACAGCAUUUGCCUAUCGUGUCAGCAGAGAUGCUGCGGACCCUGCAGAACCUGCAGAAGGUCCGGUCCCUGCAGCCCGCUGGUCACGCCUCCGUCUUCAAAACCGCUCAGCUGCUGGGCAGUCUGUGCGAGCGGCAGGCUGCGGCUGAGGGGGGCGUGGAUGAUGCACCUGAUGGAAAGUCAUACCCGGGACUCAAAACGUCACAAGUGGAGACGCCACUGCUGGUGCCUUUUAACUAGCUAUGACCAAUAGAGUGGUGCAGCGAGCAUUUAUUUAGGCAAACCCGGAAAUUAGCAUAACAAGGGGGUCCCUCAACAACAAGCAAUUGGAUUUUUCCAUUGGAUUUUGGAAUAUUGCCAGAAAUUAGAUCAUGAUACUUUUUUCAGCAGGAUAAUAUCCACAUCUUAACACCACUUUUAUGACUUUUGAAGCGUUAAUGCAAUCAGCAGAAGGGAAAAGCUAUAAAAAAAAGCUAUAUUAGGCCAUAAACUAACAACAUCCAUUCCUAAGACCUUGGGUUUGGUACUCUCAUUUAGACACUUGUUAGCAACCGCCGUUUUUAUGACACAUAGAAGCUACAGACAUUCACAAGAAUUAUAUUUCCUUACGUAUUUUAUUUCGUAGAACAAAACCUGAAAAUCUCUUCAGCUUGUGUUAUCCACAGACCUUAUUUCAGGCCUCUACCCAACAAAAACUCCUUAAAAACAUGAAAUUAUUGAAGAGGGAACCAGAGAUGUUCAAAUGCCUACUUAUUUCCGGGUUUUAGGACUCAUUGCUGCACCACUCUAUUAAAAAAAAAACAUAUACACACACACGCACGUACACUCCACUGACUCAGGACCAGUUACAGAGCUGCACUCCGCUGUGACGAUGUGGCACUGAUCCUGGAUUAUUUUUGUAUUUUAGAAUAUAUUAUAUAACAGUAACAAAAGUCAUUCUCGAUCACUGCUGCCUCCCUCACAUCUGAGUUAGCAGGAAACCAAAAUUCCACAACAUUGAGCAGUUUAUCUUGUAAGAGACUUUAAAUAAAAGCUUGUGCGCCUUAUCUCAGCCUUUCAAUCUCAGCAGCCGUUAAUCAUAAGACACCAAAGACGACAUGCACUGGAUCCUGCAGCCGCUCUGCAGACACACCCUCCGCUUGCACUCCACCUCCAGCGCCAUGGAGCCAAUUAUCUGAGCAGCACACUGUGGCCUCCUUCUAAGUCUUCUCUCUCGCUCUUCUUUUCUCUUUUACUAUCACAUGCUGAAUCAUUCCUCUGCCUUAAAAGUGGCUUUGCACUAAUGUUUACCCCUGCUGUACGUUUCUUCUCCAAGUGCCUGACGAUUCUCAGUCCAUCCUGUCCCUGCUUCCUUGUAAUCGUGAGGUUAUUAAGGGAAAACAUUCCAUAUUAUUAUUGUUUUUUUAUACAUUUUUCUAUCAAUCUAAAUUAUGUUUGUAUUGUGACAUGUUGAAAACAAGGGAUCACUGUUGUUUCUAGAAUCGUAAUUUACCACUGCUGCCGUCUGUAGGCGAUGAAUUACACAGUGGAUCUUGCUUUUGUCGACAAUCACCAGUGAGAUGGCCUUUUAUUUAGACUCAUGUAGAGUCACACAGCUACUAUUUAGCCGUGCACACAAUCUGUUCUUGUUAUUACACGUAUAUAUAUGCAUAUAUGGACCUGUAAAGCCUUGAUAUCUGUAUUGUGUGUUAUAUACUGUAUCUUGUCUGUGAACAUGCUCGACGUUGUGCCUUGUUGCCAUUUUCUCCCUCAGGUUCGUAGAAAAUUAGUUUUACUCUAUGCAAGGAGUAAAACGGCAGACCCUUUUUUUUUAUAAUGAAGUAAUGCUUCUGUGUUUUCCCUUCAGUUGAUCGUAGUUUAGCCUCACAAACCUCACUCCAAAUUAAAGUGUGUGAGAUUCAGGCCGACCGCUGUGAGGCUAAGCUUGAUUCUGGAGAUGCUUGUGCCUUUGCCCCCAAGGGAACCCUAUGCAAAACAGUUUUCACUUUAUUACCGAGCAAACCAUUUAUUUGGAAUCCGCUCUCUUUGCUUUAUCUGCAGGCCUCUUGAUACUGUAAGUUUUACUGCUAUUGAUAAGUGAGCUUGUAGCAGAGGGAGAGGUGGAGUUUCUUUUGCCUUAUUGGUGUUUGCUUUCAUACAGAAACGUUGAAAAGAAAAUGUUCUGUUAUAUGAAAUAAACUUAAUUUUGUCAUUGUC